This is a messenger RNA of Mya arenaria, 1580 nucleotides long. Its product is annotated as probable G protein-coupled receptor 85. The coding region runs from base 1 to 1209 and encodes 402 amino acids. NCBI's taxonomy places the organism in Eukaryota, Metazoa, Mollusca, Bivalvia, Myida, Myidae. The transcript has a single exon. Gene Ontology annotation, cellular component: plasma membrane. Gene Ontology annotation, molecular function: G protein-coupled receptor activity. The record is from RefSeq and is a predicted model, not a curated record. Gene Ontology annotation, biological process: G protein-coupled receptor signaling pathway.
AUGAGUUUAAUUCAAACAGACUUUGAAAAUAGUUCCAAAGUACUUGCUUUUAAAACUGCGCACCAUCAUAACGAUGUUUUAGUGUUAGAUGCUGAUGUUGAUCCGAAAGAUGAAAUCAACAAAUCGGUGGUUAUAGGAUUUCUUGUGGCGAUUGUAGCAGUGGGAAUAAUAGUGAACAGCGUGGUGAUUUACUUAAUUGCAAGUGAUAGGAAAUUGCACCGCGCCCCAUUUUAUUUUUUGAUAUGUAUCGCGCUGAUGGAUUUGUGUAAAAGUGUGUUUUGCCUGCCAUUUGCUAUUGAAGUUGUCUUUCAUGACUUUAGUUGGCUUUAUAGCCAGGAAACUUGCACUGCUAUCGCCUUCUCAGUGUCUUUCUUCACAGUUUCCACAGCUUUGUGUUUCCUCAUUGUGGCAAUUGACAGGUACCUUUUCGUAUCUUCAACCCGAUUUUACCACAGAUGUUCGCACGGGCUGGUCAACCUGGCCGUUGUGAUUGUUGGAUGGGGUGUAUCGUUUUGUUUGUCAUUCCCUCCAAUAUUUGACAAAGAUGCCUUCAAGUUCAUUCCCGAGGAAAUGCAAUGCACCUUUUAUCACUUACCAUACCGCCAAAACGAAACUUUGGGCUACACAAUUUGUUUCAUCGCGAUUCUUGCGCUAAUAUUAUUUUUCUACACACGAUUGUUCUUCUUCAUGCGCGAAAGGCGGCGAAUGGCACCAUUAUACCACGAACCGGCACGGAGCUCCGACUGGGCUUUCUUUGGACUAGGUGCAAAUGGUCAAGCCUUAAUCAACCUUUUAAACGGAUUUGCAGGAGCACCAAACCCCUUGGCAGGAAAUGCAAGAAACAUCCAACAGAACUUCGGACGAGUUGUUAACCUUCGAGUCCUGAAAAACGAACACAUUUCCAGAUUAUUCUUUCUCGCAUCAACGGCCUUUAUUGUUAUCUGGAUACCGUAUAUAUUUCAAAUUUUUGUUAAAGUUUACAAUGAAUCAUGGAAAUUAUCACCAACUUUUAUCCUUCUAUCGACGAUGCUAACAUUUUCACAUGUAGCUGUGUGUCCCAUGGUAUGCCUGUUUUUCGGAAGCCCUUUGCGAGAGUCCAUGUUUCGGAAAGCCCAUACCUGUUGCCAGAGCGCUCCUUAUAACGACGUGCCCACUUCAGACGGUGAUGUACAAGAACAGAACAUCAGGUGUAUUGAACUUUCUGUAUAAUCCAUAUGUCACAGUGUAUUGAAUUUUAUAUGUGAUCACUAUUCCUAGGGGUAGGAACUACAAUGUAACGUCGCAUUUUCUACGUUCCCUUUUUUUACAAUCCAAAAAUCCCUACAAUGUAUUGCGAAAAUCGUAUCAGAUUCAUCAAGAAAGAAGUAUAUACUCCAUGGCACUGUUUUUAUAUAAUUCUGCAAAAUGAAAUGAAACUCGUAGCCAUUCAUUUAUCGGCAAACCCUUCGAUAUACCUCAUUUGACCAACAAAAGGAUGAUUUGACGGCAUUGUUUUUAAAAUUAUGCACACGGCCUUCGUAUUAAUAAAUUAACUGCUGUUUUCAAUGACGGCAUUUGAACAAUAUGAUCAAAAUAGUUGA